Messenger RNA from Tigriopus californicus, 2313 nucleotides. Its product is annotated as esterase E4-like. The transcript has a single exon. Lineage: Eukaryota; Metazoa; Arthropoda; Copepoda; Harpacticoida; Harpacticidae. The record is from RefSeq and is a predicted model, not a curated record. The coding region runs from base 316 to 2238 and encodes 640 amino acids.
AUAGAUAGAUGGAUGGAUGGAUGGAUGGGUGGAUGGGUGGAUAGUUGGUAGUUUGGUUGGCGGUAAGUGUAACUAAGUGGUACCUUCGGGCAGUGUUGUUGUUGCUUUUUGCUACACAUCUUCAAAAUGAGUGUGUGUAUAUUUCUGCGUGUGUGCGUGUGUACGUCCCCGGGAUGGACGAAGAAGGCCUGCUUUAUAGUAAAAAGGGGGCGGCAAACAAUUGCGAGGACGGGAAUGUGAAGGGCCUGGAAUGAUCAAACCCCAAGAAGAUAUCACACUAAACUCUGGACCAGCACCAUCAGUAUAGCAUCCAACAUGAACCCGAAAAGAAGUGUGAUCCUCUUGCUCCUGGGGACUUUGUCCUUUAUCAUGGCACAAGAGGACGAAAGCAACCCUGACGUGGAAUCCUCAACACUGGGGUCCAGUGAGCCUCUUAUCCCGCAAUUUGAACAGCCCAAGAAAAUGGAGAACGAGAAGAAAGAUCAUGAGAACAGCGGGACAGAGCGGCACAUCAACAUCAUCGAGAUCGAUACGCCUUUGGGACCCGUUCAAGGCAUGUUCCGGGCCACAGCGAGUGGCAACAAUAUCUAUGCGUUCAUGGGUCUCCCCUACGCUGAGCCUCCUUUGCAAGAUUACCGCUUCACGGAUCCCUUCCCCAAAGCUCCUUGGAUCAAUGCUGUGGAUGCCACAGCUGUGAAACCUCUGUGCCUCCAGACCAACUCGAUCUCGUUCAAGAUGGAGGGCGAGGAGGACUGCCUGUACCUGAAUAUCUACUCACCAAAGCUACCUCAUGCCGGCAGCAAUGCUCGCGACGGUCUUCUCCUUCCGGUGGUCGUUUUCAUUCACGGCAUGGAACACUUCACCUCCGACACGUCGAGCCAAUGGAACCCUGAGCUCUUGGUGGAGGAAGACGUGGUGGUGGUGACUUUAAGCUACCGUUUGGGCGUUUUCGGAUUCCUCAACAUCAACCACCCCUUGCUGUCCGGCAACCAAGGUCUCAAGGAUCAACUGGAGGCUCUUCGAUGGAUCCGACAGAACAUCCAUGUUUUCGGAGGUGACGGCAAGCGUCUGACCCUGAUGGGACACGGCUCUGGCGCCAUCAGUGUGGACCUGCACCGAUACUCCUACCAGACUCGGGAUCAAGGCCUGUUCCACUCACUCAUCAUGCAAUCUGGAUCCGCUCUCUCUCUUCACCAUCCCAUGAUGAAGCAGUCGACCAUCACCAAUUCUCAACGAUUUGCCGAAGAGGUCGGAUGCAAUCAAACUAACCCCAACGAUAUUGUCGAAUGUCUUCAAGCCAAGCCCGCCGAGGAGCUCUUGGAAAUGAGCAAAUUGGAAGAAGAUCCUCUUUUGGCCUUAAAAAAGGACCAAAAUGGCACCAAUUUCAUGUUUCUACCCUCGUUGGAUCCUCUUUCCGAAUUCCCUUACAUGACCGAGCUGCCUUUCUCUUCGUUGAUGAAGGGCGAUUACGAGGAUCUGCCCAACAUCCGGGGCAUGACUCAAGACGAAGGUGGAUACUUGACGGGUCAAUUUUGGGAUUUCCAAGAUGAGUUGUCCAUGAACUGGACCGAAUUAGGAUCGGCCUUCAUCUUUGGCUCCACUGCAGCAGAUCGCUCCCUGACCGAAGAGAUCAAGACCAACGUGAUCAAACGAUUUUACGUGGGCACCCAGAACUUCACGAAUGACCUCAAGGAGGAGAUGGGACAGCUCUUCACCGACAUCAUGACCAUGUCCAACACCCUGAAGUCCAUUGAAUUCGAUUCCAUCAACUUGCAAAAACCCUCUUACCUGUAUUUGCUCAGCCACAAACCCUCCACCAGUCUGAGUUCGCUGCUUCCGGCAGGUGGCGAGGAUUUGGGUGUUAUCCACGGUGACGAUCUCUCGUUUCUUUUCAAGGACGCCUUCGGUAUCGACAACGCCAUCCUCUCGCAGGAGGACAAGGAGACCUCGAAGAACUUUAUCCGAGUCAUGACCAAUUUCAUUAAGUACCAAGACCCGACCCCCUUCGUCGGCGUUCAAACUUGGGUGCCUGUCAAUGCGAGUUCACUGAAUUAUCUAGACAUUAUGGCCGAGCCUGAGCUCAAGGACUUCUCGAUCAGCGAAAGGCGAUACUUCUGGCAACGCGUCUAUUGGGACGAUGUCGAGGCUCAACAGGAGAAGAAGACCACGGUCCGAUCCUCGAGUAGUGCCACGCCCCUUUCCCUCUCUCAAGGUCCUACUGUGAGGGCUCUUUCCUAAAUAAACCAACCCACCAUUGUGAUUUCCUCUCCUCAUUCAGCUUAAGAAAUAAAGGAUAUUUUAUUUGGAAACUUC